Molecule: messenger RNA, 1074 nt
Organism: Monosiga brevicollis MX1
Lineage: Eukaryota; Choanoflagellata; Craspedida; Salpingoecidae
Exons: 1
Coding region: 1-1074 (357 amino acids)
Source: RefSeq, a predicted model, not a curated record
AUGGCGAGCUCGGGACAAGGGCUUGAGAGUGGUGGCGAUGGCCACGGUGCCGGAAGGAUAGCAGAAACAACUCACUCCCUGGCACUGCAGAUCUUGGCCGCUGUACCAGUGCUACGACUGGAUUUACCAGCUGAUUGGUGUCAAGAGGCGACGGAAGAAAGUGCGCGUGACCAGGCAGCCGUCGUCCGCGCUGUGCAAGACGUGUGGCAAUAUUAUCCGGCUGCCGCUGCCUAUCGGUCGCGGCUACUCAAACGUAUAGAGGGCACUUUAGCUGAACCUGAUGAGGGCUGGUACAACCUGCUCAGCGACGGCGAAAGCACAAAACCUGCUGAGCCCGGCUUCCAAUUUCGUACAUUUCGCCAUUGCCCUGCCCCUUCCAAGGAUCGCGCUGCGGCUGGCACGAGCAUUACCUUGCACGAGUGCACGGCCUUGACUCAACAGGGCACUACAGGCCUGCGAACCUGGGACGCCGCCGUCAUGCUUGCCAACCAUCUCUGCGACACGCUCUGCUCCUCACCAGCCCGAACCUGUCCGACAGGCCCCUCCUCAAUUCUUGAGCUGGGUGCUGGCACUGGUGUGGUUGGCCUCCUACUCGCGGGAACCCUCAACAAACAAUGGCAUCCUAAGGAUGCGCAGCCGUGUGUUGUAUUGACUGAUUACCACGAGGCCGUCCUGGCAAACCUGACGCGCAAUGCCGACCUCAACUGGACAUUGCAGCCCGAGCCUCGCCCCACGUGUGCUAGCAUUGACUGGCGAAAUCCCAUGCCUGCACACUUGGCACGGCCGGAAGGAUAUGAUUGGGUGGUUGCUGCGGACGUCGUCUUUGAUCCUCAGCUUCUUCCUGACCUCCUGGACACUAUACUAGCAGCACUAGGCUCCAAGAGCCGGGCUUUCAUUGCCACAACAGUGCGCAACCCGGACACGUUCGCGACUUGGUGCAACCUACUCGAAUCCCAUCCUGACCUGGUUGUGUGCACACAUGACCUACGAGCGCUGCGCGCUGGGCAUGUAGAUCUACAAAGUGAUCACCAGUUUGAUGUGUUUCUCCAUGAGUUAACUCGAGCCUCGCCCUGA